AUGCAAUUCUUUUCACCAGCAUUAGAGGAUCUUGACGAACAAAGACAUGUGGAAAUGUCUAGUGCAGCAAGAGACCAGAACAAAAAUCGAUCCGGAGAAAAAUACAAAUUGCAAAAGAAUGAUACAAUGAACUAUUCUAUUGAAGGCGACAGCAGCAGUAACGGUCGACAGUAUGACGUUUUUUCAUCUGUUGUGCGAGGACAAAAAGGCGGCUCCUAUGAUUCCUCACAAGACCAGAAACAGGAGGGUGGUGGUGAUAAGAACCAGCAACAGCAACAACGACGCACUAUUCCAAGUAGCAAUAUUGGUGGAAUAAAUCAUGGUGGUGCUACUGCUGGUAACCGUAGCAAGGCUAUUUCAUCCGUCGGUGACGGUAAUGUCAACGACAACGACCAGCAAAGCAGUACUGAGUAUCAAGAGGAUUCGUUAAACGACGUACUUUUCGAUAUUGCCGAUGACUUUCUUUCGUAGAGUCAUUUCAACCCGUACUAUGCUGUAAAUAGUAGUAGUAGUUGGACAUACAAUUUGUUUGGUUCGUUUCCCAAAAGGCGGACGAGAGUGUAUUUUUUUUUCUCUGUCAUUGUAUUAUAUAUUCCCCCCCCCCACCUU
Zychaea mexicana is the source of this 609-nucleotide messenger RNA. RefSeq lists its product as uncharacterized. Lineage: Eukaryota; Fungi; Mucoromycota; Mucoromycetes; Mucorales; Lichtheimiaceae. The record is from RefSeq and is a predicted model, not a curated record. The coding region runs from base 1 to 471 and encodes 156 amino acids. The transcript has 2 exons.